This is a messenger RNA of Musa acuminata subsp. malaccensis (wild Malaysian banana), 955 nucleotides long. RefSeq lists its product as uncharacterized. Lineage: Eukaryota; Viridiplantae; Streptophyta; Magnoliopsida; Zingiberales; Musaceae. The record is from RefSeq and is a predicted model, not a curated record.
CGCCAUCCUUCCCAUCGACGAAGCUAACAAAACAGCGAAAGAAGAGAGAUGACAACACAACGCCCGGAAGAGCCAUCCCUCGCGGCCUGCCUCAGCUUCGGUGGCAGCGCCGCAUCCGCUGACGUCCCGGCGGUCGAUGACUGUAGCUUCAUCAUCCACCAUGAUCCUCCGCGUCACAUCGAGUUCCUAGAGGCGGCGGAUGAGGACGACGCCGACGACGACUCCAGCGAGGACUUCGAGUUCGCAUUCGUGGUGAGGGACCCCGACGCCUCCCCCUCGAUCACCGCCGACGAGAUAUUUUCUGGCGGCCGGAUCGUCCCCGCCUACCCCGUCUUCAACCGCGACCUCCUCCUUGCCUCCUCCGGCACAGAGGAGAGAGAAGCGGCAGCGGAAGCCAACGAUAUGGCCGACCAAAUUCCGCUCCGACGGCUCCUGAUCGAGGAGAGGGAAGCACGGUCGGCUUCGACGUCGGAGGAGCCCGAGGCUGUCGGAGAGUACUGCGUGUGGGCGCCGGACCGGUGCAAGAAGAGCGCCUCCACCGGGUCGUCGCUGCGGUGGCGUCUCCGGGACCUGAUGAUCGGCCGGAGCCAGAGCGACGGGAAGGAGAAGUUCGUGUACCUCGGGGCGGCGCCACCAUCGCCCCAGCCAGCAAAGGGGAAGAUCGCAAACUCCACUACUAAGGGUGCAGCGGCGACGGCGAAGAGACCGAGUCGGGUGGCGCAGGCGGGUGCGGUCACGGGCCACCGGGUGUACUAUGGGAAGGGACCAAACGGGCAAGCGCUGAAGGCACCGCGGCGGUCGUUCUUACCGUACCGCCAAGAGCUCUUCGGGUUGUUCGCUCCAGUGACCGGUCUCCGCCGCUCACAUCAUCCCUUCUGAUUUGAAUCUCUUCCGCUUCAAUAAAUCCCCUUCUUUUUCUGUUUUUUUGGCUACAACAUGUAGAGUUUUUGUUUGA